Gossypium raimondii (Peruvian cotton) is the source of this 2048-nucleotide messenger RNA. Its product is annotated as probable nucleolar protein 5-2. Bases 164 to 1867 code for a protein of 567 amino acids. The transcript has 9 exons. The record is from RefSeq and is a predicted model, not a curated record. Gene Ontology annotation, molecular function: snoRNA binding. Gene Ontology annotation, cellular component: box C/D methylation guide snoRNP complex; small-subunit processome. Lineage: Eukaryota; Viridiplantae; Streptophyta; Magnoliopsida; Malvales; Malvaceae.
UACCCCUUAUGAACAAUACGGCAAUAUAAGCGGUGACUACAAAAACCCUAAACCCCUCCAUUUCUCUCUCUGCAAAUAACGCGGCACGCCAUCACGGAGCUUAGGUUAAACAAAAUAAGGUUUUUUUCGUCAAAAGGUUUGUUGGUUUCUGGAAGAUUUAAAAAUGCUUGUAUUGUUCGAGACUCCGGCGGGCUUUGCCCUUUUCAAAGUAUUGGAUGAAGGGAAGCUAAAUAAAGUUGAGGACUUGUCAAAGGAAUUCUUGGCUGCUGACUCAGCAAGAAAGGUUGUGUCGUUGAAAGCCUUUUCCAAGUUCGAAAACACUGCAGAGGCUUUGGAAGCUGCGACGAAAUUACUUGAAAGCACACCAAGCAAGGGUCUGCGCAAAUUCUUGCGUGCUCAUUGUGAUGGUGAAACAUUAGGAGUGGCUGAUUCAAAGCUUGGAAAUGCAAUUAAGGAAAAACUGAAAAUUGAUUGCAUUCACAAUACCUCUGUCAUGGAAUUGCUGAGAGGCGUAAGAACUCAGUUGACAGAACUCAUAUCUGGCCUAGGUGCACAAGAUCUGGCUCCCAUGAGUUUGGGUUUGUCCCAUAGCUUGUCUCGUUACAAGCUGAAGUUCAGUGCGGAUAAGGUGGAUACGAUGAUUGUUCAAGCCAUUGGUUUGCUUGAUGAUCUUGAUAAAGAGCUCAACACAUAUGCGAUGAGGAUUCGUGAAUGGUAUGGUUGGCAUUUUCCGGAGCUUACUAGGAUUGUGCAGGACAAUAUCCAUUAUGCCAAGACAGUGAAGCUAAUGGGUGACCGAGCUAAUGCUGCUAAGCUUGAUUUCUCAGAGAUAUUACCGGAAGAAGUUGAGACAGAAUUGAAGGAGGCAGCAGUGAUAUCCAUGGGAACCGAAGUUAAUGACCUUGAUCUUAUGAAUAUCAAAGAACUAUGUGAUCAGGUUCUGUCACUUUCUGAAUACAGGGCUCAACUGUAUGAUUAUCUAAAGAGCCGGAUGAACACUGUUGCACCGAACUUGACCGCUCUUGUUGGUGAACUUGUUGGUGCUCGCCUCAUCGCUCAUGGUGGCAGCUUGUUGAAUCUUGCAAAGCAGCCUGGAAGUACCGUUCAGAUUCUUGGUGCUGAAAAGGCUCUCUUCCGAGCUCUUAAGACAAAGCAUUCAACUCCCAAAUACGGGCUUAUCUACCAUGCAUCCUUGGUUGGUCAGGCAGCACCAAAGCACAAGGGGAAGAUUUCAAGGUCACUUGCUGCAAAGGCUGCAUUGGCAAUCCGAUGCGAUGCUCUUGGAGAUGACCAAGAUAACUCUAUGGGACUUGAGAACCGAGCCAAGCUCGAAGCAAGAUUAAGGGCUCUUGAAGGCAAAGAAUUGGGAAGAUCUGCUGGGUCAGCUAAAGGCAAGCCUAAAAUUGAAGUCUAUGACAAGGAUCGAAAGAAGGGGGCCGGGUUGAUAACUCCUGCCAAGAGUUACAAUCCUGCAGCAGAUUCAGUUCUCGGGCAAACAACAAACUCGGGUGCUCUUGAUGAGCAAGACACAGCCCCAAGGAAGAAGAAAAAGGUCGAGGUCGAACCUCAGGAGGAGGAAGCAGCAGAAGUGGCUGCUAUUGAAGAUAAAAAAGAGAAGAAGAAGAAAAAGAAGAAAGCUGAUCAGGAAGCAAGUUUGCCAAUUAGUGGAAACGAACUGCAAAACGAAGAGCCUGUGCCGAAGGAAAAGGAAAAGAAGAAAAAGAAGAAACGUCAAGCCAAGGACAGUGGGGAGAAUGUUGAAGGAGAGAAGGAGGAGAAGAAGAAGAAGAGAAAACAUGUAGAAGAAGAAGAGCCUGAAGUGCAGACCAAGAAAGAGAAAAAAAAGAAGAAGAAAAGUGGUGAUUGAGAAAACAAGAAAAUUUUUGUUGAGUGUUAGGUAAACAAGUUUUUUGAGUAAUAUGCUUGUAAAAUGUAGUAUUUUGCUGAGUUGUUAAUUAUGUGCCAGUGUUUCUUUAAACCCUAAUUCUGAUGUAUUAUCAACUUCCUUAUGGAUGCAAUUGCAAUGAUAUAUCAGAACAUUUUUUUCA